GAUGGAGAAUAGGACCAAUAACUCAUGGCAUAAUUAGUUCCAUUGUUUAAAAAAAUUAGUGUACAAGUCCCUAGGCCAAAUUUUUUACCAUCAUUCAUUCAACUUUCGAAGCGAGACUCAAUUUAUUUAAAAAAUAAGCAAGUAGAACAUUAUUUUGUUCAGCUCCCCCUACCCAUCACAUUCAAUAUGUCCGGUCACGAAGGCCACGACAUGUCAAGAGGACAUGCAGGCCAUGUAAUGUCGGGAGGACAUGCAGGCCAUGUAAUGUCGGGAGGACAUGCUGGCCACGACAUGUCGGGAGGACAUGCAGGCCACGACUCGACACUCGUCAUGUCAUCGCCAUCUCCAGACGUGGACCAACGACAUGGUGGAGGGGAUCCUCAUUCCGGACACUAUGUUCUAACCAACGGUCACGGCGAUGGCCUGCUGCAGGCUGGGGUUGACGAAGUAUUGCUGUUCCCGUGGGCGGUGACCUCUUCUGCUGGGUCUCUGUUCUUCGCCUGCCUAGUGCUGCUUCUCGUGGCCGUCGCCCUCGAGUACCUCAGACUUCUUGCAUGGUGGCUGGAGGCCAAGCAUGGGUCGUGCACCAGCGGACAGCGGACAGAAUCGGACGACAUCGCUGUGUGUAACGGCCAGAAGAUGGAAGAACCCGCGGACAACUCCAGCCGCACCAUCAGCGAGUUGUUGAGCAGCAAGAACCACUCGCACUACGACGCUGUCGACGCCUCGGCGCCGCGGAGCACAAGGUCUCCUCGAAUCGACCGCAGUACGCUGACGUUGGGCGCUCUUGGUGUUUUGCACACUGUGAACUACAUCAUUGCUACGUGUUUGAUGCUCAUCACGAUGACAUUCAACAUCUACCUCAUCACCUUCAUCGGCAUCGGUGUUGCCAUCGGCAAGAUUGCCACGAUUUUCACCAAGCGUAAACUGAAAACCCGCUGCUGACUUCUCUGUGUCGCAAACUUUGGUUUAAAAUUUCGUUUUAGUUAGCAAAAUUCCCGGUGACUUGACGAAAGUACAUAAAUUAUUAAUUAAUAAUAUGGAUAAAUUCCAAGUAUAAAGCUUUUCAUCGCAUCAAUGAAGGCAAAAGUAAUACAUCAAGCCGAAGCUCAACAGUUGGCUAGGAAGUCAACUAAAUUAUAUUAUUUUUCGAGUCAAGUUUUUACAUCAAUUUAUUAAGAUUUGUGAAGAAUCCGGGUCUACUUGUGCCUAAAAAUCUACAUUGACUUUCGUUCAACUUUGCUGUAUCAUUGGUAAUAGCUUGAAAUUUUAUUUCACCCGAGUUAUCAAUAAUUCAACCCCGGGUUUAAAUAUCGUUUCAUAACCCUGAUUUCAACGGCAGCAUUAAAUAAUAUAUCCUAAUACGCAAGCUUCUGAGAAGGUGAAAUAGGUGUUUACUUCCAUUUUUACUAAUGGGAAUUAUAUCGCCGCUCGUUUAAAUUGUCAUCAAUUCCAAUUGUGUAAAAUGGAACGUAGAAAAGCAAGACAUUUUCUAAUAUUUUCAUGGCGUAUUUUAUUAUAUAUGAAUAAUUUCAUGCUGAAUUCGUAGAUGUAUUAUGCAGCAAGAAGGCAAAACGUGUUAAUGUAUUUUUAUGGAAUAUUUUAACUUCUCAUUAUCGUCAAGUUUAGAUGGAAUGAGCGUUUUUUAUUUUACCGCAUCUACCAGGCUCUCUACAUUAAUCUACGAGUAAUUCACCAGGUCAUCUUGCGGCGAACACAAUGAAUUCUUUUCUCUACCUGAGCUGUGAACGUACUCGUAUAAUCUUAACUUUAGUAUAGAUUAUAAUUAUUACCGUUUCUAUUUACUUUAUGUCAAGCGGUUCCCGUUCUUGUUGAGAUUUUUUCUUACAAAAAUUAAGUCUCUAUUUGAAUUAUCUCUGCAAAUAUCUCCUGAUAUUUGCUGAUCAAAUUUGUUCUGAAUUUUUCUUGAACAUUCCAAUAUUCUGAAAACUGUAUGGAUCUUGUGAAAGUUUUCCGCUUCGUUAUCUUUAAACGAUAUUUCAGCUAUAUUGUCAUAUAUAUCUCAUUUUCUUACACUUCCUUUCUGCUUAUAAUAGUAAGAAUCUUUAUGAAAGAAUAUGGCGGAUAUCUCUCAAGCAAAUACCAUACAAAGUGGUCACUUGGGACGCUCAUGUGUGAUAAAAAUAUUUAGAAUGCUUGGAAUCUAUAUGUAAACCUAUUUGUUUUCAUGUUUCACAAUAUAUAAACUUUUUAAUUGAA
Hyalella azteca is the source of this 2220-nucleotide messenger RNA. RefSeq lists its product as uncharacterized. Bases 187 to 945 code for a protein of 252 amino acids. The record is from RefSeq and is a predicted model, not a curated record. Gene Ontology annotation, cellular component: membrane. The transcript is spliced from 6 exons. Gene Ontology annotation, biological process: copper ion transmembrane transport. Lineage: Eukaryota; Metazoa; Arthropoda; Malacostraca; Amphipoda; Hyalellidae. Gene Ontology annotation, molecular function: copper ion transmembrane transporter activity.